This is a messenger RNA of Pteronotus mesoamericanus, 1244 nucleotides long. RefSeq names its product G protein-coupled receptor 84 (gene GPR84). The coding region runs from base 1 to 1191 and encodes 396 amino acids. Lineage: Eukaryota; Metazoa; Chordata; Mammalia; Chiroptera; Mormoopidae. The transcript has a single exon. The record is from RefSeq and is a predicted model, not a curated record. Gene Ontology annotation, cellular component: plasma membrane. Gene Ontology annotation, molecular function: urotensin II receptor activity. Gene Ontology annotation, biological process: neuropeptide signaling pathway.
AUGUGGAACACCUCUGAUGCCAACUUUUCCUGCUACCAUAAGUCUGUGCUGGGCUAUCGUUAUGUGGCAGUUACCUGGGGGGUUGUGGUGGCUGUGACAGGCACCAUAGGCAAUGUGCUCACCCUGCUGGCCUUGAUCAUCCAGCCCAAGCUCCGUACCCGCUUCAACCUGCUCAUCGCCAACCUCACAGUAGCCGAUCUGCUCUACUGCACCCUUCUCCAGCCCUUCUCUGUGGACACCUACCUCCACCUGCACUGGAGAACUGGAAUGACCUUCUGCAGAAUUUUUGGGCUCCUCCUCUUUGUAUCUAAUUCUGUCUCCAUCCUCACCCUCUGCCUCAUUGCCCUGGGACGCUACCUCCUCAUUGCUCACCCUAAGCUCUUUCCCAAAGUGUUCAGUGCCAAAGGGAUGGUGUUGGCACUAGUGGGCACCUGGGUGGUAGGUGUGGCUAGCUUUGCCCCUCUUUGGUCUCUCUAUAUCUUGGUGCCCGUAGUCUGCACCUGCAGCUUUGACCGCAUCAGAGGCCAACCCUACAUCACCAUUCUCAUGGGGAUCUACUUUGUGCUUGGGCUCAGUAGUGUUAGCAUCUUCUAUUGCCUCAUCUACCGCCAGGUGAAGCGAUCAGCACAGGCACUGAAUCAGUACAAGCUGCACCAGGCAAGUGUCCACUUCAGCCAUGUGACUGGGAUAGAUAAAGCCAUGCCCAGUCAUUUCCAGGAGCUGGACAGUGGGAUGGCAUCCAGAGAGCCCAGUGAGGGGAUUUCAUCUGAGCCAGUCAGUGCUGUCACCACCCAGAAUCUGGAAGAAGACUCAUCAGAAGUGGGGGACCAGAGCAACAGGAAAGUAACUAAACAGAUGACAGAGAAAAGCCUUCCACAAGCACCUGCCAAGGACAGGACAACUAAAGGAACCCAAACAGCUCAGGACUCUCCAUCAGAGUUUAGGAAAGUGACUCGGAUGUGUUUUGCUGUGUUCCUUUGCUUUGCCCUGAGCUACAUCCCUUUCUUGCUGCUCAACAUUCUGGAUGCCAGAGUCCAGGCUCCCCGGGUUGUCCACAUGCUUGCUGCCAACCUCACUUGGCUCAAUGGUUGCAUCAACCCUGUGCUCUAUGCAGCCAUGAACCGCCACUUCCGCAAAGCUUAUGGCUCACUCCUAAAACGAGGCCCCCAGAGUUUCCGUAGGUUACGUUAAAGCUGUGUUCCAGUCACCAGAAUCUCAGACUGUUUCAUCCAGAACUAGAGUGG